Molecule: messenger RNA, 1288 nt
Organism: Emericellopsis atlantica
Lineage: Eukaryota; Fungi; Ascomycota; Sordariomycetes; Hypocreales; Bionectriaceae
Exons: 2
Coding region: 204-1217 (337 amino acids)
Source: RefSeq, a predicted model, not a curated record
CAAUAUUGGAGUCUCCUUGAUGUUUGUCGGAGCCAGGGGUAGUUUCCGUAGAGCUGCUAGAAGUAUAAGAGCAGACCAUCAGGACCUCAAAAAGAGUCUCAGUUUCUUACCAUCAUCACCAACACCUUACGUACUUUACGCUCAGUGUCUCUCAGACAGUCUUGCCCCAAUUACCAACACUCACAAGCCCCAACACCAGCACGAUGCCUCGCUUCCAGGAGGGAAACACUGCUGCCGAGCUCGCGGCUCACUACGCACCCUCCAUCACCGGCAAGACCAUCCUGACCACAGGUGUCACCCCCGAAUCCAUUGGCGCUCGCUACACCGAAGCCCUCGCAUCCCAUGCCCCCAAGCUACUCAUCCUAGCCGGCCGCUCACUAUCCAAACUCCACAAGCAAGUCGAGAUCCUCACUCAGGCGAACCCCGACGUCAAGACUCGCCUCCUCCAGGUCGACCUCGCCAGCAUCGACUCCGUCACCAAGGCCGCCGCUGAAGUCAACAGUUGGACCGACGUACCCACCAUCGACAUUGUCCUCAACUGUGCCGGCAUCAUGGCCGUCCCAUACGCCCUCAGCGUCGACGGUAUCGAAAUGCAGCUCGCCGCCAACCACAUUGGCCACUUCCUCCUCACCAACUCCAUCGUGCCCAAGCUCCUCGCGGCCAAGGUCACACCACGCGUCAUCAACGUCUCGAGUAACGGCCAUCGCUUGAGUGCCAUGCGCUGGGGUGACAUCAACUUUGACGGCGGCAGGACGUACGACAAGUGGGUAGCCUACGGACAGUCCAAAACGGCUAACAUGCUCUUCUCCCUCGCCCUAGCUAAGAAACUCGGUAAGCGUGGGCUGUUGAGCUUCAGUGUUCACCCUGGUCUCAUCAUGACGACGGGACUGGCGACACAUUUAGGUUGGGUCGCUGAGGGAGAGGAUGAUGCCAUGACGACACUACUGAAGAAGGACCAGGAGCUCGGCAACGAGGUCGGUUUCGGUGACGCCUGGUCCAAGCUCGUCGUGCCUGUCUCCUCCGAAGCCGGUGCCGCGACGCCAAUGUACGCCUCUUUCGACCCGGAGCUCGAGGCGCACAAUGGCACGUACCUUGAAAAAUGUCGUCCUUCGGAUCCCAUGAAGGAUAUUUUUAGGCCGUGGGGACGAGACGAGUAUGAGGCGGAGAUGCUCUGGGCGUUGAGCGAGAAGCUUACGGGGCGAAAGUUUGACUAUUGAAGAGGUUCAAUGGUGAUUGCCAUGAUGGGUCCUUUAUUGAGGUGUCUUGGGAUUUUGGUGUUGUGCAGGUG